CCUUGUCAUUCUCCACCUCUAAUUUCAGAAGCCAAAAACCUAUCUAGUCAUCUCUCUCUCUAACCAUGGCUUCUGCAAUUGGACGGCAAUUGAUCUAUUCACUCUACACCAAUACACCCUCCAAUUCCAUCACUCUCCGUCACUCACUUACCGGUUCCUUCACUGGCCAGAAGAAUGUCAAUAAUAGGGUCUCAAUUAAUCUUGCCAAAUAUUCCAAACUUAUUAUCAUUCCAAAGGCUAUUCAGGGAAAUUCCAAUAAAGAAAACGAUGAUGAUCAGAAUGGAAUCUCUUUGGGAACCAUGAAAUUGCCACCUAAUACUGACUUUGCUAUAUUUGAGACUCUCCUCUUCCAGUGGGCGAACAGCCUCUGCCAAGGAGCUAAUCUCCCCCUCCCAUUACCACUCAAGGUUGAUAAAAUCGCGGGAGGAGCUAGAUUGGGAUUCAUUACAAUCUCGGAUGGAGGUGCAACGGAAGUGCUAACCUAUAUUGAUUGCAUAGUUAUUUUGGAAACAAUCGAUGGGUUAGAAAUACCGAUAUUCCGAGCGAUAAGAAAGGGAACUUUGAAAGAUAAGUCACCUCCAGGAGAGCCAAGGAUCAUGAGGAGCCUUCAAGGAGCAUUGUUAAAGUCAGUCGAACUAGCUAGAGUUUGAAGAAUACAAAUUUACCACUAUACUCUUGGCCAAUUUAUUGCUCCAUUAUAUGUUUAAUUAAUUGGAGAGCUUGACUAUAUCGGUUGUUUUUAAGCUUUGAUUCUAU
Messenger RNA from Impatiens glandulifera, 756 nucleotides. RefSeq lists its product as uncharacterized. The transcript has 3 exons. Gene Ontology annotation, cellular component: chloroplast thylakoid membrane; chloroplast stroma. The record is from RefSeq and is a predicted model, not a curated record. NCBI's taxonomy places the organism in Eukaryota, Viridiplantae, Streptophyta, Magnoliopsida, Ericales, Balsaminaceae. The coding region runs from base 66 to 650 and encodes 194 amino acids.